AUGUGGUACGACUCGUUCGACAACGGUGAGCCAUUGCAGCUAUCGCAGGAUAACGACGCAGGUUCCUAUCAAUUGUUUGGAACCUUCAGUGAAAAAAUGUCUCAAGAUGACUUCGAUGAUUUCACAGAACAAGAAAUGCAACAGCCAAUAAACAGCUACAAACCUCGGUUUCCGACCGAGGCAUGGCCUGAGAAGAAUAACUCAUGGUACAUGCAGGAAAUUCCAUUAGAUUAUUAUUCACCCGGAAGUGAAAGGACUCAAAGUGAGCAUGCGCAGAUAGGCUUCGAAGGUCCACCUGUCAACUGGUUUUCUGAAGUUCCGGAGGAAAGAAAUAAUGUUCAGGUAUGGUGGAAGGUCUUAAAAUAUGCUCUAUAAAAUCAAAAUUCCGAAAUUAUCUAAGACAGUUAUCCUUCUGUUCGGUGCUCAUUACAAACACCGUAACAGAAUCAAUAAACUCUUUUCUACUUUGUAUUACCUGAUUACCCUAACUUCUUUUACCUAUUUUAUCGCCACUCAGUCCGCUCGUUUCAUCCUGAUCUAAGCAGUACUAGGGCGACAGCCACGCGAAGGCUGUACUAUAAUUCAACGCUCAAUUAGAGGUACCCCUUGUACCCACUUGAAAAGGAGCAUAGGCAACCACUGCGAACGUCAGAAAAAUAAGUGGUUUCAUAAUUAUGAGAAAAACAACACCACUCCAGUUUGCACAUUUCUUCGACGUUCACUGCACGACGUGAAAUUUCCCCAAAACCGCGUUUUAUGGAGGACGUGAACACGCGAUGACGAAUUGUACUUUCUCUUUUCGCGCUUGACCUUAAACACAGUCCUCAGCUAAGAAUUCAGCUCUUGAACAGUUCGUCUACAUUUUCGAAAUAAACCGUCUAAAAGGCAUUAAAGAAAAGUCAAGAUUCAUUUCUUUUAAUGACGUUGAACGCCGUCACCAUUUUUGCCUGAGCUGUGAUUUUUUCUUUAAACUACUGAUCCCUGCACUCAGGCUAAGUUUAAUCACUGAUCUCAUAGGCAGGCAACUGGCAGGCAACCGUUGCUAACUGGCAAUUUCAAGUGUCAUUUCCGUAGGCAUCUCGCUCCAGAGUAUGGAACGUUCUACUUCAUGAUUAUACAGUCCACUAAUACGUACCCCUUACAGCGGGCUUAGCGCGCGCUGUGAGAAGGCUCCGCCCAAAGUUGAUUAGCGCGCUAAGCAAGAAGCGGUAGUUACCAAUUUAAACUUAAAGGUGUCCACUAAAUCUUGUUUCUAAACUUGGAAUGAACUUUGUAGCUUUAGUGAUGAAAAAAGAAAAUAACCUUCUCGAUUUUUUGGCGGGAUUUUUUUGGCGUAUUUUCUUUGUUUUUGUGGCGAGAGUACGUAUAACUAUGCAUGAGUCAGAUAAGUUAUGCAAGAAGUGCAUAAGUUGGGUAUAAUUACGCACACCACCACUAUGCAACAGCGGGUCAAGGCGUUUUACCUCAUAUACUAUUAAUUUUGAGGUAACUGGUAUAACGCUCACUUCAGUUUGGGUGUUGUGACACGAUAAGAAAGGUUGUCUGUUAGGGUAAAAUCGUAACCACUAAAUAAUUGAUCGUUACUAUUAUUCUUUGCAGGAAAGGAGCACGGUUCUUAAUAACAUCCAGAAUUUGCGUUCGACACGUUUCACGAUAGACGAGGAAAUCGCAGAACAGAAGACCCUAAACGCUUCCAUUUUAAAACAGUCAUCCGCAGUGAAAGAGCACAUUUAUAAAAUGAUUUCACAAAAUGAAAACCUGCAAAACGAAUCCCAAAUCAUGGAAAACAAAAAUCUUGAAUUAGAAGCCAAACUGGAUCAAGAAACACGGCGGUUGGCAGAGAGUAUUAGAAGUAAAAGAAGAGAUAUGUCGGAAAUUAGAUAUGACGCCGAAGUGAUACAGGCUCGAAGGGAGGAAAAGGCGGAAAUAACCGAAGAGAUCAAAGACCUUCGGAUGAGCUUCGAGGAUGUAGAUCUAGAUAUUUACUGGCUGGAGCAUUUUUACAAGGUUGACUAUGACAAGAUGGUCAUCUUUCCUUUCUGGAAAUUAGAGCAGGAUUUGGAGAGAGCUCUUCAAGGCGAGGACCCCACUCUCUAUAAAGAAGAGGGACCACAAGAGAGAGAUCAUGAAGCUGAAGGAGAUGGUUAUGAUUAUGAAGAUGAUGACUUCUUUGACUAUGAGGAGACAAUUGACGAAGACGAAAAGGUAAGUUAAGACUGAACUCGAUCGGUUAACCCGCUCUCGCCGUUGGCUACCUUUACAACAAAACGUUCCCAAAAAAAACUUCAUUCCUUUAUCUGUCUGAAAGAAAAAUAUUGUAGAAGGCAGUAUUAUUAAGACGGCAGACCACAGGAUCUCAUUGGCAGACUUACAGUAGAUAUAGGACCACUGUACAACCUGCAAAAAGAGCCCCUGAAAAGGUUUCGUGUGACAUUCACACCACACGGUUUCGUUUCCAUACUUUAAAGCUAACACCUGCAUAAUUAGUGAUCCCAUCGUGGAAAAGUACUUGAUGAGCAGUCCCGAUUAAGACAACUGAGUUUCGUUGCUGCAAACAGUCACGCUAUAGGUUUUCAUCUGCAAAAAAUAAUUUUAAAAGCGGCUUAGACCAAUAGCUAAUGAUAAUAAAGGUUUUCUUUUUUGGUUGCAAAUAGCUUUUUGAUUGUGCAUGGAUUUGACCUCAAUAAGAACAUGUUUAAACAAAGUGUUUAUGGGGAGUGUAAAAACGGUGGAUGUCGUUUAGCACUGAUCAGCGGUACACACCAAAAGUUGAGAUAAAUUUUUUACGUUCUAAUAUUUAUUUCUACGCCUAGAAGAAAGAUAUAAUUAUUAAGAAGUAUUGCUUCCUUAAUUGUGUUCAGACAUUUUCGAGAUAAAUCUAAUUUAAAGCACAACACGUAUUUGACUUUUUCUAGUCCAUAGACGACUUUGAAGAGGAAUCGGCCAAAGAAGACGCCACACCUGAAAGUGACACCUGUCAACCAGCAAACCGGGACUCUGAAACUGACAACUGCAAAUCUAAGUCAGGAAGAUUGAAUGUUCUCAAACUUGGCCGCAGAUUUAAUAGCUUUAUCGCAAAUAUAUCCUCUGGCUUUGGAAGGAGUGCUGGACAAAAGUUGCCAAAGAAGAAGGUAAAUGUUAAUGGGAGACAG
Porites evermanni is the source of this 3152-nucleotide messenger RNA. The record is from the annotation of a GenBank genome assembly. Lineage: Eukaryota; Metazoa; Cnidaria; Anthozoa; Scleractinia; Poritidae.